CGCUAGCACCCUGUCCCGCCCCUGAGCUAGCCAGGUAAGCAAACUACAGUGACAUUGGACGUUGGAAGGGGCCCCGCCGCACCCGCUCCUUUCCGGAGUCGAAACGAGAGGAGAACUGUGAUUGGCACGAUUCAGGGGCGAGGAACACCGGGACGUCCCGACUUGGUUCUUUUUUUUGAGUACCGGGGAUCGAACUCAGGACCUUGUGCUCGGGAGGCAGGCGGCGGCACCACUGAGCUAAAUCCCCGGUCCCCCGACUUGGACGUCUGCCCAUUCCGGGCGUGGAUUGGUCGGCAGAGCCGUGCGCGUGGCCCGGGAGGCGUGGCCAGCGCUAAUAAAACCGGGCAGCGCGGCGGCCGCAGUAAAUUCCGCCGCAUCUAGAGCUCCGGGCACCCAGCCGGGGGCGAAGCUGAGCGGUUCUGUCCGCCUCGACUGCAGCGUCUUCCCGCCGGUGUCUCGCCGCAGCUUCCAGAGGGGCGGGCCCCCACUCUCUCUGUCAGGAAAAUGUCUGCUCCAGCUCAGCCACCUGCUGAAGGGACAGAAGGGGCUGCCCCUGGGGGGGGUCCUCCUGGCCUCCCUCCCAACAUGACCAGCAACCGCCGACUACAGCAGACGCAGGCGCAGGUGGAGGAGGUGGUGGACAUCAUGCGAGUGAAUGUGGACAAGGUCCUGGAGAGGGACCAGAAGCUGUCAGAGCUGGAUGACCGAGCUGAUGCCUUGCAGGCGGGAGCCUCUCAGUUUGAGAGUAGUGCUGCCAAGCUAAAGAGAAAGUAUUGGUGGAAAAACUGUAAGAUGAUGAUCAUGCUGGGAGCCAUCUGUGCCAUCAUCGUGGUAGUUAUUGUAAUCUACUUUUUUACUUAGGAAUGUGCCAUCCCUUCCCUGUUCUCCAUUGCCAUCCGAGCUCAUGUCCUUCUCCUUCUGUUUGCUCUCUCAACAAACUUCCAUCUGCCUUCCUCCCUCCCAGCCUGGGCAUCCCCGUCAUCCAUUACUCCUUUUUGGUUGCAUUCAUUUGCACUCUCUGUUCCUCAACACUAGAAAUGCUGCUCGUGGCGCAGUCUUGAAGUCACUACCUGAAGAGCAACAGCUUGCGUCUCCUCCCUGCCCCCUUCUUAUGUCCUCUCAUGUUCCCCCAAAGUGGACAGAGUCCAUGGCCAAAGGCGGGGCAGGGGAAGGCUGAGAUGACGCUGGCAAGGUUGGUGGCAGGAGAAGGGUGUUGGUGGCUAUGGUGUCGCCUAGAAAGGCUGGCUGCUGGAGGAGGGGCUGUGAGCAGAUGGGGAAGUGGGGACUGGCCCUGGGCCGCCUCACUGGGCCCGUCAGAGCCCCGGGGCCGGUGUGGUCUGGAUGCAGUGCCCUCAUAGAAAGUGCAGCCAGCAUUUUACAGUUACUGUUAAUCUGUUACUCUAAGAUUUUCUGUGUCUUUGAGGAUCUCACAGCCAUUGACUUUGUUCCCUAUAGGCCUGGAGAACAAGUCUUUAUUAAUUGUAAAAAUACCAGGAGACUGUUUCAGAAACGGUCCCACUUGCUUCUACUAAAAGGAGCUGUCUCUCCGUGUUUCCUGCAGCAUUCUGUGAUGUUCACGAGGGCACCAAGGAGUUUCAUCUGGCCCAAGUCUGAGACUCUGAGUCAAUAUUAAUUCUUGGCGUACAGAGGAUGCCCCAUUAGUUAUAGAGAAACAGUGAGUUGAGGGCCUAAUUUCAAAGUAAUGAGCUUGCAGGAGGCAGCUUCUUGUCCUCUUGUAAGGAAGGUCCCCUUCGCCCUUCCUGCUGAUAGAGGAAUGUGUGUCAGAGGCGAGCUCCUUAGACUCCCAUCGAGCCCUUUCUUUUAUGCCAUCGCAGGUACUUGCUUAAGACUGGAUGUGGCAAGAGGUCCUUAGGCCUGCUGGUCUGAGGGUUCUGGGGAGUCCAGCAGACCUGGCAGCUCAGACUCAAGGUGGGGGCCAUGCAGGCAGUGCCAGGUGUUCUGGUGGAUGUCAGGGGGCCUGUGCUCCUAGAGCCGGCUGUCCGCUCUGCUCUGCCUGCAGAAGGUCCUUCGCCUGUCUGAGCCCACGCUGCCCCUCUGUUGUCUUUGCAUGCUUUGUGCGCAGACUGUAGACCUGAGGAUGGGAGGGGCUCAGCCUGUCCUAUCCUGAGGCCCUUUUUUUUUUUUUUGGUGGUGGUAUAGGGGAUUGAACCCAGGGCCUUUGGAGUAAGCUACAUCCCAGCCCUUUUUGUAAAAUUUAUUUUGAGAAAGAGCCUUGCUGAGUUGCCUAGGCUGGGCUUGAACUUAUGAUCCUCCUGCCUCAGCCUCCCAGAGUGCUGAGAUUCAUAGGCAUGUGCCACCUUGCAGCUCUUGAGUUUCAGGAUAGGAUGAGCCCAGGUGCUGGGGAAGAGGGCAGGCUGGGAAAUAGCCGUGGCCUUGGUGCCUUCUGUCCGCUGGUGGACAAGCAGGCAGCACCUGAGGCUGCAGUGGGCGGAUCUGGAUGCUCCUCCCAUCAGCAGCAUUUCACCUGCAAACCACCCUCCCUUCCCACCAUCCCGUACUCCCUCUGUCCUGCCCAGGGCAGGACUGAAGAGCUGGAAGAUGGCAGUCAGUGUACCCUCCAGCGCCCUCAGAGGUCCUCACUGUCCUCUGGGCCCCCUCCUAGUGAAGGGGUCACCGCUGGAGGAGAAGAGCCACUGUCCUGGAUGUGUCCCGAGCUGGAGCAAAGCCGCCCUCGGCCUACCCAGCCGAGCAUGGGGUCAUUUCCUGGGUUUCUGCCUCUCUGAGGUGCACACACCCCAUGUAGCUGGCUCUGUUCUUUUGGGGGUGUUUGCCCUUCUACUUUCUUUCUCACUGCACCCUGAACCUCUUUGGUGUCUGCCAUUCCCCUCCCUUCCACUCCCCGUGUGCAUGAGUAGAUAUACAGCUGAAGCCAGGACUCUGCAGUCAGCUGAAGCCAAGUUCCCUCAUCCCCGUCUUGGGUUUGCUGAGAGCUGACAUGGGUUUUCUACUGUGUGUCUGUCAUCACCUCUGUCUUUUCCCAACCCCAGUCUUGUACUUGUAUAGAAUGAUAACAGUUGUGCUUCCACCAAAGGCAUGUGGCAUAUUUACCAAUUUCAUGUAUUCUGAACAAAGGCGGAAAAUACAAAUUCCUACCACUCA
This is a messenger RNA of Heterocephalus glaber (naked mole-rat), 3120 nucleotides long. It is a transcript of the gene Vamp1, whose product is annotated as vesicle associated membrane protein 1. Gene Ontology annotation, cellular component: membrane. Gene Ontology annotation, biological process: vesicle-mediated transport. The record is from RefSeq and is a predicted model, not a curated record. Lineage: Eukaryota; Metazoa; Chordata; Mammalia; Rodentia; Bathyergidae.